This is a messenger RNA of Rotaria sp. Silwood1, 2778 nucleotides long. NCBI's taxonomy places the organism in Eukaryota, Metazoa, Rotifera, Eurotatoria, Philodinida, Philodinidae. The record is from the annotation of a GenBank genome assembly.
AUGUUGUCUAUUGUCAUUAUCAUUUAUAUUUUAUUAAUUCAACAACCUUAUCAAACUGAUCAAUUAGAAACAAUUCAAGUAGCUUUAGCUAGUACUGUCGAAUUACCGUGCUCAGUCGGUCAAAAUAGCGAACCGGCAAAUCCUGCAAAGAUCAUCUGGAUUCGUGAUGAUCGAGCAGAUAUUGUCAGUCUUGAUUCCGUUAUAACAGUAAGAGAUCGUCGUUUAAGUAUUCUUACAAUGGAUAGUAUUGAUCGUGAAGAACGUAUUUUACGUAUAACUAAUGUUGAAGAACAGGACCAAGGUUUAUAUCGUUGUGUACGUGGUGAUAUUACAUUAAAUGAAAUACUUCUUGAUGUACUCAUACCACCAAGAAUUAUUUCUCAUUCACCGGAACAUAUGCGUAUGACAGUACGUGAAGGUCGAAAUGCUCGAUUUUCUUGUACAGCAUCCGGUCGACCAGUACCCGUUAUUCUUUGGCAUGUCAAUGGUCUAUCGAGGCCAGCGACAGUUACAACAAUUACGGGUAAAAAUGAGAGCAUUCUUAUCUUACGUAAUAUUUCACGGUUUGAUUCGGGUCGAGUCGAUUGUUCAGCAAGUAAUACAUUGAGUACUGUCAAUCGACAAUUUCUUCUUCAUGUUAAAUAUAAACCGACAGUUACAGUUCCGUUUCAUUUAUCUUAUUUCCGUUUAUAUGAUUCAGCAACAAUUACAUGUCGUGCUUGUUCAAUACCAUCACCAAUAUUAUUCGAUUUUUUUCGUCCAAAGCAAGUAACUCCUAUUAUGAAUGGUGUUAAAGAUAAGUUUGAUGAAUUUAUUAAUCAAACAUGUCGACAACUAACAAUAACGUUAUAUUUAAGUGAUUCAUCAUUCUUUGGAGCAUAUGUAUGUCGUGCUAGAAAUUCAAUGGGAAUUUCUCAUGCAGAAUUUAUUCUUAAAGAAUUAGUUCAAUCGACUAAACAUAUGAAAUAUAUAACAGAAAGUCGUCCUUCAACAACAUCAUCGUUAGUUAUGACAACUUUAUCUUCUACAACAAUGAAUAUUCAUAAUAAUGAUAAUGAUGAAUCAUUUCGAUUUCAUUUAACUAAACGAAACUUUCCCAUGCCAACUGUCGUUCUUGAUCCACCAUCGAAAAAUAAAACCGCAGAAAAUCAAGCAUCAUCAUCAUCAUCAUCAGGUGAUAAUAACGAAGACGAAGAUCAAGUGACGUCAGCUAUUCGUAAAACUGGUUGUUAUCAAUUUCACGAAAAAUUGCAAGAAUGUUAUAUUGAAAAAAAAGAUUGGCGAAAUUGUACAAAAGAAAUGCAAGAAUUUCGUCGUUCUUUAUAUAAUUAUUUAUUUGCAAAAUCAUUUAAUGGAAAAUUUCUUUUACGUAUUGAAGAUACAGAUCGAGAGCGUAUAGUAUCCGGUUCCAAAGAACAACUACAAUCCAUACUUAAAUGGACACGUUUACAACCAGAUGAAUCACCUGUUAUACAAUCUGAACGUGUUGACAUAUAUCGAAAAUAUUUAAAUACAUUAUUUGGCAAAUUAAAUCAUCAAAAUGAACCACACAUUUAUCGAUGUUUUUGUUCUGUCGAUCGAUUAAUACUUUUAAGACAUGAAUGUAAACGACGUUCGCAACCAUAUAGAUAUGAUGGACGAUGUAAACAUUUAACAGAAAAGCAACAAAAUGAAUAUCUUCAACAAGGACUUCCACAUGUAAUUCGUUUUUCUUUACCAACUGAUAAUCAAGGAAUUCAAAUUUAUGAAGAUCUUGUUUAUGGUCAUCAUGAACAUAAUCCUUAUGUAACUGAAGGUGAUUUUAUUCUUCUUAAAUCAGAUGGUUAUCCAACAUAUCAUUUAGCAAAUGUUAUUGAUGAUCAUUUAAUGAAUAUAAGUCAUGUUUUACGUGGUCAUGAAUGGCAAACAUCAACAUCAAAACAUUUACUACUUUAUAAAGCUUUUAAUUGGCAAUCACCGAUUUAUGGUCAUUUACCAUUACUUGAACGUGAACGUGGAAGAAAAUUAUCUAAACGUGAUAAAGAAAAUGCAAUUAAUCCAAUUGAAAUUGAUUAUUAUCGUGAAAAAGGUUAUUAUCCAAAUGCUAUAUUAAAUUUUAUAACUCUAUGUGGUGGUGGUGGUUUUAAGGAUGAAGAUACAGUUAUUGGAAAAACACUUGAUGAAAUGAUAUCAUUAUUUAAUAUAAAAUUAUUUAGUCGACAUGCAGCUAUAGUUGAUUUUAAAAAAUUAUCUCUUUGUCAACGAGCACAUUUAAAACGUGAAUAUCAACAAUCAAUUGAAGGUCGUCAACGUAUUAUUGAAGAACUUCGUCAAAAAGUUCUUCAUUAUUAUCCAGAGAAAAAUUCUAUAAAUUCAAUACAAUUACAAAAUGAUUAUCUUGAAAAAGUUUUAAAUAUGAUUGAUUUUCGUAUUAUUUUACUUGAUGAAUUAUUUACAAAUAAUUUAUAUGAAUAUUUAUGGAAAGAACCAGAAAUAAAACAAGAUCUUAUUGAUAAUAUUGAACAAUUUAAAUUUGUUAUUAAACAAACAUUAAAUAAUUUCAAUCAGAUUCAUUUUACACAUGAUGAUGUAAAAAAUUUUAUUAAAAAAUAUCAACCAAAUAAAAUUACAAAUAAACAAAUAUUUCGUAUAUGGCGAUUAGUUUUAUGUGGUUGUUUACAAGGACCACCUGUUCAUGAAAUAGCAACUUUUUUUGGAUCGGAUAUUGUACGAAAACGAUUUGAAAAUGCUCUUCUUAUAUUAGACCAACAAAAUGAAAGUGCCCAAGUGAAGUUGUGA